AUGGAGUCAGUGCUCUGCUAUGAGUCCAGUAAUGCUUCAUGUCUGAGGACCAUCUAUCCCUUGCCCAUACGCAUUGCCCUCUACAUGAUCCUAGGGGUCACAGUCAUUCUAACAGUAUGUGGAAACCUUUUGGUCACUGUCUCAAUUGCCUAUUUCAAGCAACUCCACACUCCAACCAAUUACCUCAUUGCCUCUCUGGCUGUGUCUGACCUUCUUUUAGGAUUGUUAGUCAUGUUCCCCAGUAUGAUUCAGUGUGUAGAGACUUGCUGGUAUUUUGGUGACAUCUUCUGUAAAGUCUACUUGAGUUCUGAUGUCAUGCUGUGUACAGCAUCAAUUCUAAAUCUGUCAUUCAUAUCACUUGACCGGCACUAUGCUGUUUGCCAACCUCUACUAUACAGAAGAAAAAUAACUGUUAACGUUGUGUUGAUCAUGAUCCUGCUCAGUUGGAGUAUUUCAGCUCUCACAGGCUUUGGAAUGAUUUUUCUGAAGUUAAAUAUUUGGGGGAUUGAGGAGUUCUACUACAAUCACGUUGCAUGUGAGGGAGGAUGUGUCUUGUUUCAGAGUGGACUGUCAAGCACAGUCUCAUCAGUACUUUCUUUUUACAUUCCAGGAAUAAUAAUGCUUGGUGUUUACCUGAAGAUUUUCUUAGUGGCACAGCGACAGUUACGCAGCAUAAAGAAUAUAAGUCAUAUAAGCUCAGCAAAAGUAUCAAACCCAAGUCAGACUAAAGCCACUAAAACACUUGCUAUCAUAAUGGGGGCAUUUCUUUCUUUUUGGACUCCUUUUUUUGUCUGUAACAUCAUUGAUCCUUUUAUCAAUUACUCAACUCCACCAGCAGUCUUUGAAACAUUUGUCUGGGUGGGCUACUUGAAUUCUACUGCAAACCCUUUAAUAUAUGCAUUUUUUUAUAGCUGGUUCAGAAAGGCAUUUCGAUUAUUCACUUCAGGUAACAUCUUUAAAUCUAACAUGUCAGAGACAACACUUUUCAGUGAAUAA
Messenger RNA from Lates calcarifer (barramundi perch), 996 nucleotides. Its product is annotated as trace amine-associated receptor 1-like. The transcript has a single exon. Gene Ontology annotation, biological process: adenylate cyclase-activating adrenergic receptor signaling pathway. Gene Ontology annotation, molecular function: trace-amine receptor activity. Gene Ontology annotation, cellular component: membrane. Lineage: Eukaryota; Metazoa; Chordata; Actinopteri; Centropomidae. The record is from RefSeq and is a predicted model, not a curated record. Bases 1 to 996 code for a protein of 331 amino acids.